Molecule: messenger RNA, 2708 nt
Organism: Aspergillus uvarum CBS 121591
Lineage: Eukaryota; Fungi; Ascomycota; Eurotiomycetes; Eurotiales; Aspergillaceae
Exons: 1
Coding region: 295-2562 (755 amino acids)
Source: RefSeq, a predicted model, not a curated record
CAACAACCUACCUUCAUGGACUUGUUCAAUGCACGUUCUCAAACUCCUUCCAAAGUCAUCGACAUAGGACCUGGGAACUAUCUAAGAUAUCUCAGACUAUGAUCUUGGCCUAAAAUACUAGCGCCUGGUCUAUGUCAGCCGUCCUUCUUGGCUCGUCACUACACGUUCGAUGUGACUGACUAUAGCCUCGCGGCCGUCUCGGUCUGAGGUUACUGUUGCUCGCCUGUUUUGUCCCGUCUCUGGCUUCUCAUUUCAACCAAAAUCCGAACAACACAAAGCUAAAAGGGCAGCAUCAUGGGAAUUUUGAUGACGACAUCGCAUAUGAGCGCAAUCAGGGGGUCCGGACAUCUGUCCGGCACUCACCCUCUCGCUAUACACUCCGUUUCGUCUCGACUCGUGAUAUCAUCCUCCAAGCACCGCAAGCUAUCGGGCUGCUCUCACAAUCAUCGGCACGACCCAGACCUCUACAAGAGACAUAUAUAUGAGCAUCACCGCCUUUAUGGACCUCGAAUGCGAACCAGACCGGCCCGCCAACCUCGACCAGUAGAUCCUAUCGUUGAGAGUCAUCAACCGUGGUGGUGCCAUACCUGGAGCUCGAGCUUGCCUUCUCACAAGAUUGAAAAGACAUCUGGGCAUCCAGCCUUGCACAAGGACUUUUGGCAAAUGGAGGUGGACCGUACUCGUCGCACGAUGGAUCACAUCAAGCAGGCAAUUGAAAAAGACCCUUACGGAGCCAUAUUUGGAAGGAGACUUGAGCCGUUCAAGUCUUUUGAGAAAUUCGACAAAACUUUCACAUCCCUAUGUCGUGCGCUUUUUGGUCUCGGUGACAAGUCUGCGGACACGGCCCAUGCGGACACAGCCCAUGCGGACACAGCCCAUGGGACGCCGCGUACCAUGACGACCACAGCAAAGUCUGAGAACGCCUCGGAUACAACCAAGAAAGCCCAGUCGACCGAUUCAGGCAAGCUACGAGGCCCGGUUGUGAUUCACACAAAGAAAAAUGUCACGAGAUACGAGUUCGACCCUAUUAGUGGUCGUAUGAUUCCUAAAGAAGCCAAGAAUCCGGAGGUUGCUGAGAAAGGUGAAGGUGGGAUAAAUCCAGUUCUCUCAGCCGCGGACACUACCUCCGCCUCAGAGACCACCGGCUAUAUGUCUCCUAUGAAGCGGGAUGCGGUGGAGUCUGGCUCUCGGGACGCUUCUAAUCAGGGAAGUCUUAAUGAUGACUUGGCGACAGACGUUGUAUCAACGACGGUCGUGAAAGAUCAAUCGCAGCAGUCUCGAUCUUGUGUCGACUCGGAUACUACCCAGCCUGAUUCUACCAAUCAAAUCAACCCUUCCGAGGAGUGCUCUUCAGCCUCACUAGAAGCGACUGGUAGCACUACAGAAAGAGCUGCACUAGAGUCAGCCCAACAUGAGAGCCUGUCCAAAUUCCUGGAAAGCGAUUCGAUCAAGCCAUUCCUAAGACACGAUGAGCACCAAGUAGUCACACAACCACAACCACUUCCAGAAGAUCACAUACGGACCCUCAAUGCGGACGACUUGGUUGCUAAUGACAAGCUUGCCUCUUCGGACUUCGCUAGGCUGGACCAGGUGGUAGAUGACUCGGGAAAAUUACAGGAUGCACGUCGGGAAAAGGAAGAAGAAGAAGAGCUAGAGUCUUUGAGUGCAAGCGAUAUCCGUGCCUCGUACUUGAGGAAGGAGCCAGAUCUCGAUGCUCGCGCGUCACAAGACUCGAAUGAGUUGAAUGAAAUGUUGGAGACCUCAAGUAACACUACUUGCCAAGUUGAUGCAAGCAUUGACCCGCGCAUUGAAUGUUUUCAGGAGGCAACCGACCAAGGCCUUUCAUCCACAACAGACGACGUGGCAGUCCCGGACAAGCUUCGAGAUGUGGCCUCAGAUACAGCAAACACUUCGGAUCGACUCGCUUUGAAUGAGGUACAGGGGACUACGCCGUCUCCGAAUCCACCUUCAACUGUUCCGCACAGCCUCUUCGGUCAGGUAAAUACCGAGACGUAUCGCGUGCUCGCAUUUGAUCCCAUUGCUCUUUGUGUAACCGAGGCAGAAACAAGCUCAUCUUUUCAUGCGCCAGAUGAGAUUUCUCACCCUGCCGAGAUACUGAAUCGCCUGAAUAACCCGGCAAAGUUCCUACCGUACUUUGAAAAGCUGAAUAAUGAUGGGUACGAGAUUGUCUCUGGCGGCGGGGAUGUUCUCGUCUUCAGAAAGACACGAGGUUCCCUUGGGCAUAUCGAAGGAACCAAUGCCUGCUCUAAGAAGGGCACUGGACUGUCUUCAUCAUCAUUUGACAACCAGCAGCAGCGCGCAUUAGACCCUAACAUGGUACUUCAAGGAUCACAAAGCACCCCAGCUGAGACUGGAGAAAAGGCCUCGCAAGGAAGUAAAUCCGCAAAAAUCCUCCGCAGAAUGCUUCUUGGUUGCGUGGCUACUGCCGGUACUUGCUAUGCACUAUGCGUUGUGACCGAGUAUUUCCGCACUGGUGGAGAGGAUGGGCGUGGAAUCGAUGCCUUUACAGCAUUCGAGUCUGAACGCCGCCAUCGGGAAUGAUUGCCUAGUCGAAUGUCUACUUGAUUCUGGAGCCAGUCGGGCGGCCCACAUAUGAUGUUCAAAUUGAACUUAUCUCCCCUCAAUGUAAAAUACAGAUUGCCUCCUACAUCAAACCAGCCCCAGUUUUUCCAAUUCCUAGUUACUCC